Populus euphratica (Euphrates poplar) is the source of this 4396-nucleotide messenger RNA. RefSeq names its product bromodomain testis-specific protein-like. The transcript is spliced from 15 exons. Gene Ontology annotation, molecular function: protein binding. The coding region runs from base 244 to 3558 and encodes 1104 amino acids. The record is from RefSeq and is a predicted model, not a curated record. NCBI's taxonomy places the organism in Eukaryota, Viridiplantae, Streptophyta, Magnoliopsida, Malpighiales, Salicaceae.
UGACGUUUCUAAGUUUCUAGCGUUGGCUUUCCACAAAAAGUGACACUUCUUUAUCACUGCCUGCUGUGAAAGCGAAACCCCUGCCACUAAAGCUGUUCGCUAAUCUCUCUCUCUGUACUUUUAGCGACAAACAGACACACAGGCUAUUUUUUUUCCGUUUCUAAACCCUAAAUAACCCCCCCCAUAUUUUUUAAACCCUAGACACUCUCAAUCUCAGACCAAAACCAAACUAGGGAAAGAAAAAUGGUGAGGAAGAAGAAGCGUGCUAACAAGAAAAUCACAAAAGAGAAGCCCCCUGUUGUGACUAGUAAUGAACAAGCGUUCUUGAACUUUGUUGACCAAAAUGCCAAACAGAACACUGAAUUUAAUGAAGUCGACCAAAAUGCUGGACAAAAUACUGGGCUUAAUGAAUUUUGUGUUGGCAAGUUUGGUGAAAUUGAUUCCGGUUCAGAGUCUAGCUCAUCGGCAUCAUCUUCGAGUGGACAUGAUGGAUCAUUGCAUGUUGACAGUGGUGAUGAACCAGCACAUGAUAAGGGAGUGCAAAAAUCAGUUAAAAAGCGUGGCCGACCUCCUAAGAAAGGGAAAGUAAUAAACAAAGCUAUGGAUGUGCAGGAUAAGUCAUCAAAGGGGUUGCAUUCUACGUUUAGGAAAGGAAAACAAACAGACAUGCCACCUCACGAUCCUACAUAUAACAAGGAAGAAUUGAAAGCUUGCUUUGCAGUGAUUAAGAAGAUAAUGGAAAUGGAUGAGGCCAAGUCUUUCAAUUCCCCUGUGGAUCCUGCUUCUCUGGGAUUACAUGAUUACUUUGAUGUCGUAGAUACACCAAUGGAUUUUGGAACCAUAUGUAAGAAUCUUCAAAAUGGUGUCAAGUACCUAAAUGGUGAGGAUGUAUACAAGGAUGUACAAUAUAUCUGGGAGAAUUGUCUCAAGUAUAACAAGAAGGGUGACUAUAUCGUGUACCUUAUGAAAAGAGUGAAGAAGAAGUUUAUGAAAUACUGGACGGCAGCUGGCUUGAAAAGUGAAAUAGUGACCAAAACAAGUGGACAUUCUCACUUUGUGCUUUCAAAUGACCAUGCUAUAAGGCUUAGCCAAUGUGAUGCUAUGUCUGUGGUCAACCAUGUGGUAUGUGAUCUCAAGCAGAUGCAACAGAAUGAUUUUGGUAUGAUUCACACUCAGUCUCAGGUGCCCCUGCCAAGCUAUAGCCAGCCUUAUCAGUCACAUCAGCCUCAAUCUCAGGUGCCCUUAUCAGGCUACAGCCUGCCUUGUCAGUUACAUCAGCCUCAAUAUCAGGUGCCCUUACCAUGCCAUAGCCGGCAUCAUAAGUCACAUCAACCUCAAUCUCAGGUGCCCCUACCAGGCUAUAGCCAGCCUUAUCAGUUGCAUCAGCCUCCAGGAAAUCCUCACCUUUUGCCUUCUACUGAUCAUUCUAAGAGGCAUAGCAAGGUUGACGCUAUUUCUAUGGGGAGCCACGCGGUCAGCAGCCAGACACGACCAGAUAAUCUUGGCACCAUCCAAGCACUUUCUCAGGUGUCCCAAUAUCACCAGCCUUGUCAGUCACAUCAGCCUCAGCUGAGCAAUACCCAGCCACAGCUUUUCGAGUCACAAGCAGUUGCAGAAAUUAAUUGUGCAGGGAACCAUAUUGUUGGCAAUCAUAUGCAGCAGGAUAAUUUUGGCACCAGCCUGUCCCGAUCUCAGAUGCCCCUCCCAGGCUUUAGGCAGCCUUGUCAGUCGCAUCAACCUCAGCCAAGCACUGACCUACCACCACAACUUUCCCAUUCACAGGCUGGUGCAGACAGUAGUUAUUCAGGACAUUCAAAAUUAGCUGCUCUUAUGGGUCGCUCCAUGAGGCAGAAAAAAUAUGCAACCAGGCAUUCGAUGGUCUCCAUGAUGAGUGGCCCUACCCAUUCCAAGCAGCAACAACCCCAGCCAAGUUCAUGUCAUUUAUGGCAAUCCCAGCAAAGCACCUCCCAGGAACAUGUUGGUGUAGAUAUUGAUGGUGCAGGACAUGCGCCACUGCCUACAGUGGAUUGUCCCAUGGAGCAAAAGGGAUAUGUGCCUGUGUGUCCAGUGGAUCCUGUGGAUUGUGCAAUGGAGCACAGCGGAGAUGUGCCUGGGUGUCCAGUGGGCCCUGUGAUUGUCAAUCAAAGUGAAUUGCAUGCCCAACAGCCCCCAUUAAGCUGCAACCAACCAAAUGUACCACAUCAGCCUGAGUCAAGCAUUGGGCAGCUCUGGCCAUCUCAGCUGCCGACUAGUUUAGAUAUUUCUAGUCCUGGACUAGCAAACACUAGCGGGAGGGGCAGGAGAAAUACACAGAGGAGCUCUGAGGACCUGUGCACCAGAACACCAUUGGUUUCAGGCUGUCGCUCACCUCAGCAGCCCUCAGGGAGUCACAGCCAUCCAGACAGCCCAGAGCAGCCAACACAAAAGACAAAGAAGAGGACUCGAGUUAGAGGCCCCACUCUGUGCCGUGACAUGUGGGACAUGUGUGAUGGUGAACAGUUAGCUGUUCCCAUCAACACAUUGGGGCAGCCUGUUGGUCCUGGAGCAUCUAAGCUAAGUACUUUCCUGGGAACUGUUGCGCGGAAUGGUGAGAUGGCACCCCUUACUUUUGUGGAUUGGUUUGCAAUGCCAGAUGAAAAGAAGGAGAACAUGUGGCAGUUUGUCCAGACAAAAUUUGACAUUGAGCCCGUGUGCAAAACUUGGGUACUGAGAUCCCUCGCAUCAAAAUGGAGGAAUUGGAAAGCAAAAUUGAAGUCUGAACAUUAUUAUCCUCAUAAAACUGAUGAGGAGCGCCUGAAUGAUCGUGAUAGAAGAGUCCUUCCAGAGCAAUGGGCAAUUCUCAUUUCCUAUUGGAACUCCGAAGAGGCACAAUUGCGUAGUGCAAAAAAUAAGGCCAACCGGUCGAACCAGAAGAGUACCCACACUGCAGGCUCAAAGAGUUUUGCAAGGAUACGUGAGGAAGAGAGGACAAAGAAGUCUGAUGGAAAGGAGCCAACCAGGGCAGAGCUAUACAUAAAGACCCGUACUCGUAAGGAUGGACAGCCUAUGAAUAAUGUAGCUGCAGAAAUAAUUUCAAAACUCCGUGAACAAGAAACUCAGAAACAACAGACUUCAAAUGACAGUAAUGACUGGGAUGAUGCUUUCUUCCAAGUUAUGGGAGAAGAAAAAAAUGGCCAUGUGCGCACAUAUGGGUUGGGUCCUAACCCUUCUGAUCUUUGGGGCCAAAAACUUGGCCAUAUUGAGCUCAUCAGGAUCGCAUCUGAGGCCAAAAAAUCAGCUAAUGAAGAGGUAAGCAAGAUGUUGGGUAAAAUGGAGGCCAUGGAGAAGAAGUAUGCAAGUAUGGAAACACAGAUAGCUAGGAUGGCUUCAAGCAUGCAGAAUUUCUUUGAGAAGAUGGGUGUCGGUGAACCAUCUAAAGGCUUGGGUUCAAAACAGGCACAAGAACACUCCUCGUCAUCAAGUCAUGAAGUUCCAUCAAAUGAGGUGACAAAACUAUUUUAUCUGCACCCCCUCACCUGGGAAAAACAUAAACAAAAGGCCACUGAUUGUGUCUCAUAGAGGGAAGGAAACGUAAUGAAUUGCCAGGAUUCAGUCAUUUUAAUAACAGCAAACCUCUGGAGUUUUUGGCACAGUGAAACUUCAUAAUGUAGGAGUCCUGAUGUGUCAUUUCGAAAAGAAGAUUGAUUAAUCCAAAUCACUCAGGAGUCGGUUGCUAUAAUCUGCCCAAUUUUCUAUUGUGAAUACUGAACAGUAAAAAUAUUACCUUCUUUUUGCUGCUUUCUAGAGAGAUUGAAGAUGGAAGGUCUAACUUUUGAGGUUAGGGAGAAGUAUUUACAGAGAUCGAAGGUGCUAUUUUCUGAUGAUGUUGGGUGGCAAACAUUGUGAUGCUGUAGUGAGUGAAAUGGGAGUGAAACUAAGAAUAGGAGUUCAGUAAAUAGUGUAGAUAUCUAAUCUAAGGCGAGGUCAAGAACCCUUGUCAUCCCCAACAUGAACACCGUCAGCUGAUUACAAGUGGCCUCCUUAUUUUCUCCAUUUUUGCUUCCCUUUUGAGGUAGGGAGAGCUAGGUUAUGUAAUUGUCCGGUCCAUUGCCGUGUCUAAUUGGGACUUGUAUCUGAAAAGCAUGCCGAGUUUCAUGUAUCAAUUAUGCAGCAUGGUGCUUUCUGUGAACCUCAACAAAGUGCUGAACUAGUUGAAUUUCAUGUUAAAAAUGGAAAAAUAGAUCAUGCCUGCAUUUAGUAGUGUGGGAUGGGAUUGCAGGUGUUGGAACUACAUUACAGAAAAAACUGUACAAGAACCAGAUUCUGAGAAUUCAAAAAGUACCAGAUGGAACAAUAUAAUUAAUCCAUGUAUUUUCAGUUCGCCCCAAAAAUCACAUACAAGUGCAUAUUUUUUGUA